Achroia grisella is the source of this 3434-nucleotide messenger RNA. RefSeq names its product monocarboxylate transporter 9-like. The transcript has 8 exons. NCBI's taxonomy places the organism in Eukaryota, Metazoa, Arthropoda, Insecta, Lepidoptera, Pyralidae. The record is from RefSeq and is a predicted model, not a curated record. The coding region runs from base 355 to 2010 and encodes 551 amino acids. Gene Ontology annotation, biological process: monocarboxylic acid transport; transmembrane transport. Gene Ontology annotation, molecular function: monocarboxylic acid transmembrane transporter activity.
AAGAAAUAAUAUUUUUAAAUAGUAAAUAGUUUAUUUUAAAUAAGGAACAACAAUAAUAAAGUUUUUAAUUGGCUUUAUUGCUUGCCAGUUGGUUUCUGUGAAAGAUUUGUGAGAUUAUAACUUAGUGUCGUGUUUUUCAUACGUGGUGUUUAUUAUGGGAAAUCCAAGGAUUGUAUAGUAUGUGUGUAUAUUUGUUUCUUUAAUUAUAUUACUACAAUUAUAUGUAAGCCUUUACACAAACACCGCAUUUGUAUACGAUAACAAGAGAUUUAUAAGACCACCAACCGAGCUAUAAAAGGUUGUAUAAGAUUUGAUACAUAGGGUAGUGUUUGUGAGAUUGUGUUUUUGAGGAAAAUGGGCUUGAAAGAUAAACAAAUUUUAUGUGAUGGAGACGAAGAUAAAUACGAGUUUGUGCCUCCAGAGGGUGGCUGGGGGUACAUAGUAUGCAUUGGGCUUUCCGUUAUAUUCAUUGCAGGAACGGCACACCAACCUGUCUUCGGGUUUAUAUAUAAUGAUUUCUUGAACGAACUUGGCGUGGGCACUGGUGCUGUGACGGUUGUGUUUGGUGUAUUCCAAGUAACAUUGGCCAUCGCUGGAUUCUCAGCUAAUAUAUUGCUCAAGAAACUCUCAUUAAGGCAAGUUGGUCUCAUAGGAGCUUUAAUAUACACAACGGCAUCAUUUCUUGCAAUAUUUGUGGCAUCUACAACUCAGCUAGUAGUAACAAAUGGUUUUCUACAAGGCUUGGGCAUGGGCUUCCUUAUUCCAGUAUCGUAUACCAGCUUCAAUAGUUAUUUCACGAAGAAGAAAGUGCUUUAUCUCAGUCUAUGUAAGGCUUCCAUUGGAUUGAUAACAAUGGCUUAUCCAUUGUUUAUUAAAUUUACAUUACUUGAAUUCGGAUUUAGAGGAACAUUGGCAUUAAUUUGCGCAAUAUCAGCUCAUAGUAUAUUUGGAGCUAUGGUGAUGCAUCCAGUGCAAUGGCAUAUGAUUAAACAACGAAAACCAUGUGAGAAAAUUGUUUUGAUACCACCAACGCCUGCAGUUGACGCUGAUAAGGAUAAAUUCGAUUUCACUAAGAAUGAAAUUAAUGCCAACCAUAUAAUAAAUACUAAAUCUGUUGAAAAUUUAUACUUGAGUAAUGAUAGACAAAAUGCACGAAAGGGUUCCGAAUUACUUGUCGUGCCAAAAUUAGCAGAUUCCAGGAGAUUGAGCAUUCCUGUGGUUUUGAUUCCGAGCGAUGGCAAGACAGAUAGAAAUUUCGAUUCAAAUGACAACGUUUAUAUUGAGAAUCUGUACAAAGCGGCAUCUGUAUCUAGUUUAGGGAACUUUGGGAAUAUUGCUGCGGAACCAAUGCCAAUUAUCAAGAACAAGGAAGGAAAAUGGCAAACAGUAACUGAAUUUUUAGACUUAACGUUGCUAAAGGAUUGGGUUUAUGAUAAUAUUACGGUUGGAAUGGCGUUAACUUUCUUUGCAGAUUUAACAUUCUUUACAUUAGAACCCUUAUUCUUGGGUAGAAAUCAUCUGAGUCAGUCCGAAAUAGCCUACAUAAUUACAUUUGGUGGAGCUACAGACAUGACAGCAAGGUUACUUCUGGGUAUUGCAGGACAAUUCUUUACCAUAAACGCGCGCUCUAUGUUCUUCGCGGGUGCUUUAUUUUCUGCGAUAUUUAGAAUAGCAUUUGUUCAGUACACAACAUUUAUGCCUCUAUUAGUAUUGACAGCAAUAUUAGGAGCAACGAGAUCAUUGGUGCAUAUUGCCCAACCGAUUGUAAUGGCAGAGCAUGUGCCAAUAGAGAAAUAUCCACCUGCGUACGGACUCUAUAUGCUGUUAACUGGAGCUCUGAGUUUAUCAGUCGGCCCCAUGAUAGGUUUCAUUAGAGACUACACAGGAAGCUACGUAAUAGCUUUCAACAUGCUUACAGCAUGCAACCUUUGCUGUGUGAUUCCGUGGGGCAUUGAAGGCGUAAUUAGAUUAUUAAAUCGAAGGCGUACAGUUGAGUCUCUUCAAACGUGAUCCAUUAGUUUAAAUUAUAGACUGUGAUUUAAAAGAAUGUAAUAAAUUUUUAUGCGCAUUAUGUUACAUAAAAAUGACUAGUCAAAUAAAGGUGUAGGAAUAAUUGCCUAUACAUAUAAGUAUAUUAGUUACGAAUUAUGAUAACCAAAAAUUUUAAGUUCUUUUUAACUUCAAUGGUGAUUACACUGACUACGGGUUUAUGAAAAAUUGUAAUAAAGACAUAAAUAAUGCUAUGGGUAUAGAUGUAGAUAUCCCGUGAUCACACUAUGAACAUUUUGUAACCACAGAUACAUUAGAAAUGUACGGUCUCAUCAUAAAUGAACUAGCAGCGAUACGAAAGCUAUUUGUUGAUAACAAAUCCCGACCACCAUUAAAAUACCACUUGUAUUAUCAUUCCUCGAAAUUUUUCCAUACCUAAACUGCAUGUUGUAACUCUGAAUCAAAAUUUAGUGGAGUUAAUGGUAUUUAAGGUACAACAUAAAUUUAAAGUCAAUUCUGAUUCUCGUCUAAGAGAUCUGAUUUAAUAGGAUAGGUACGUUAACGGAACACUAAUUACUGAUGAACUGAAGGACGAAAGGAUGAGAAUAACAUCAGAUUAAAAAGCCCUAUGUGGACAAUUAACCGCAACGGCUUCUAAGACGAAAAAAAUGUCACUUAUUAAUAGUAGAACUAUAUUCACUAUGAAGAUUCGGUGAGAUGUUUAAAUGUACUUAGCAAACAGUUUUGAGGCUUACAGAUAUUGUGUAAACAUCUAUUAGUAAUAUUAUCAUAAAAUUUUUCACAGUUACAUGUAAUAUUAAUAUUAACACUUAUUGUUGAACGCUGAAAAAGAAAAAUUUACAUAAAGAUACUAAACAAAACUUGGCGUUAUCUCUUGAAGAAAUGUCUUACAGACAACCUUGUAAUUUAAAACUAUAUGUAAGUUCAGCUUUAACUCUUUCAACAUGGGAUUUUUGUUUAAACACAAAUCACGUUUCCUACGUUCCUCUUUAUACUGAUUUGUUUUAUUUGAAUCUUGUUUGCUCGCAAAUAAAUUUAUAACCUAAAGACUGUAUAUGUUUAGGAAUUGUACAUAAUAUAAUUAAUAAAACUGGAUUUUAAUAUUUCGUAAAAUUGUAUAGUAAGGACAGGGCGUCUACAAAAAAUAUUGAAAUGAAAAACAAUUUAUUGUUCUUCUCCCAGAAAGAUACAACAAUUACAUAAAUUAAUAUGUACAUCAAUAUAAUAUUGAUUAUUGGUUAAAAGAAUUUUAAACAUAAAAAAUUAACUACAUUUUAAUAAUAUGAGUAUUUAAAUACAGCAGUUUGAAUAAUACUAUUGUUAGUAAUAAGAUCACAAAAUAGCUGAUUUUCUCCACUUAUAUGUUUAUAUACGGUACUAGAUGUAGCUAAGCCCUAAAAACUCAAAUAAAAACCUAAAGAAAU